Molecule: messenger RNA, 336 nt
Organism: Vavraia culicis subsp. floridensis
Lineage: Eukaryota; Fungi; Microsporidia; Pleistophoridae
Exons: 1
Coding region: 1-336 (111 amino acids)
Source: RefSeq, a predicted model, not a curated record
AUGCCACCCGCAUUCUCCCCCACAAUCUCGUCCAAGAAGCACAACAUCGACAAACUGCUGCACCACCUCGACGGUCAAACCGUGGACCAUUCGAUCAUCGAUGCAUACACGGAUUGCAUGUACAAUACGGGCAAGAGCAAACUUGCCGAGUCGCUGCUGAAACGGGGAACGAGUGGUGGAAAGAUGAGGAAGGUGUGGAAGUAUGGUGAAAUUGUGCUUUUGGUUUUGGCUAUGAUAUGUUUGGUUGUGUUGGGAUGGAAGGUUGUGAACUUUGUGAGGAUGUGGACAUGUGUGUUGCUCAAUAUUGCGGUCGGAAACGAGAAGUUGUUGCCUUAG